Messenger RNA from Puma concolor (puma), 518 nucleotides. RefSeq names its product zinc finger CCHC-type containing 10 (gene ZCCHC10). The record is from RefSeq and is a predicted model, not a curated record. Gene Ontology annotation, molecular function: nucleic acid binding; zinc ion binding. Lineage: Eukaryota; Metazoa; Chordata; Mammalia; Carnivora; Felidae.
AGAUGGCGACUCCCAUGCAUCGGCUCAUAGCUCGGAGACAAGCUGAAGCAAAUAAGCAACAUGUAAGAUGUCAGAAAUGCUUAGAAUUUGGACAUUGGACUUAUGAAUGCACAGGAAAAAGAAAAUACCUACAUAGGCCUUCAAGAACAGCAGAACUAAAGAAAGCUUUAAAAGAAAAAGAAAACAGAUUAUUAUUAUUACAACAAAGCAUCGGAGAAACUAAUGUAGAAAGAAAGACGAAGAAAAAAAGGUCUAAGAGUGUCACCAGUUCCAGUAGCAAUAGCAGUGACAGUUCAGCCAGUGAUUCUUCAUCUGAGAGUGAAGAAACAUCUACCUCAUCCUCCUCAGAGGACAGUGACACCGAUGAAAGUUCCUCCAGUUCAUCGUCUUCAUCCUCCUCCACGAGCUCUUCCUCGUCCUCUGAUUCAGACUCAGAUUCUAGCUCUUCCAGUAGCAGCAGCACCAACACAGAGAGCAGCUCCGAGGAUGAACCACCAAAGAAGAAGAAAAAGAAAUAG